CAUAAUUUCAUCAUGAAUCAUAAUUACAUUAUUAUUUUAUUUCUUGCAAUUUUCCUUAUACAAGUUGAAAAAAUUCACUGCGGAUGUUAUCCUGUUGGAAUGGAUGAUCAGACUAUUGGUGGUUCUGAGAUUAAAGAAGUGGUAUUGUCAUCAGGAGAAAUCUCAGUUACGACUAAUAUCAUUGAAAAGGGUACAAAUGGAGCUGAUAAAUAUACGGAAGGAAUCGGUCACUUUACCAUUAAUUAUGAUAAACCCAAUGGCAAACAUGUCAGUGUGCGUAUUUUAAAGAAGGGCGAGAUGGUUAAUUACCAUGAUUGUAGUGGUAACAUUGACCCUAAUGAAGUUAAUCCAUUCACAAGAAUCUGGAAAUUUGAACCAGAAUUAACGCCUCCACAUGGGACAACUGUUACCGUUGCGCUAUCAAUAUAUUGGGAGUGUAUUUAUGACAACGGUAAUGCUGGAGUAGGCUGUAAACAUGAAGAUGUUUCUCUCAAUGUAGAUUAUUAAUAUUUUGUUGUUUUUAGUAUAUCAUAUGUUUUUAUCUUAUUGUUA
Rhizophagus irregularis DAOM 181602=DAOM 197198 is the source of this 552-nucleotide messenger RNA. RefSeq lists its product as uncharacterized. The record is from RefSeq and is a predicted model, not a curated record. NCBI's taxonomy places the organism in Eukaryota, Fungi, Glomeromycota, Glomeromycetes, Glomerales, Glomeraceae.